Messenger RNA from Lolium perenne, 498 nucleotides. The record is from RefSeq and is a predicted model, not a curated record. Lineage: Eukaryota; Viridiplantae; Streptophyta; Magnoliopsida; Poales; Poaceae.
AUGAAGAAGACGAAGGGCAAGGCCCCGGCGUCGGCGGCCGCAGCCGGACCUGCUCCGAAGAAGAGAGAACCCCAUGGAACCGCUCGGAAACGGGGACGACGAAGUGACGCCGGUGACCUGAUCAGCCGCCUUCCCGAUGCCAUCCUCGGCACCAUCAUCUCCCUCCUCCCCACCAAGGACGGCGGCCGCACGCAGGCGCUCUCUCGACGAUGGCGCCACCUGUGGCGCUCCGCACCUCUCAACCUCGAGGUCUGCCUCUGGCAGACCACCGCCGCCCACGUCCUAGCCGCCCGCACCAUAAUCUCCCGGCACGCUGGCCCCGGCCGCCGAUUCUGCUUCCCAUGCCUCCGCGGCCGCGUCACCUGUGCCGAGUUGGAGACUUGGUUGCGCUCCCCAGCCCUCGCCGGCCUCCAGGAGCUUCAUAUCAGCUACGGGCACUACUCUGCACCAGCGGGGACGAGCUACCCGCUGCCGCCGUCUGUGCUCCUCAAAGUUUAA